Messenger RNA from Brenthis ino (lesser marbled fritillary), 1218 nucleotides. Lineage: Eukaryota; Metazoa; Arthropoda; Insecta; Lepidoptera; Nymphalidae. The record is from the annotation of a GenBank genome assembly.
AUGGAGGGUACAUUCAUUUUGUUGUUUUUUGCGGCAUUAUUGGUGAGCACUGAAGCCCUUAACAAUGGUUUAGCUCUGACGCCACCGAUGGGUUGGCUGACGUGGCAAAGAUUUAGGUGUAUUACAGAUUGUCAAAAAUAUCCAGAUGAAUGUAUCAGUGAAAACCUGAUAAAGCGUACAGCAGAUAUUAUGUUACGAGAGGGUUAUUUAGACGCUGGAUAUAAUUACGUGGGGAUAGACGAUUGUUGGCUAGAGAAAGAUCGGGAUGAAAAUGGCCGUCUAGUUCCUGAUCGGGAAAGAUUUCCUAAUGGCAUGAAAGCUGUUGCUGAUUAUCUUCACGAAAGAGGUUUUAAGUUUGCCUUAUACCAAGAUUAUGGUAACAAAACGUGUGCUGGUUACCCUGGUGUAUUGGGUCAUGAGGAUACUGACGUCAAAACUUUUACCGAUUGGGAUGUUGAUUACAUAAAAUUAGAUGGAUGUUACGUGAAUGUAACUAAAAUGGAUUCUGGUUAUCCGUAUUUUGGCAGAUUAAUGAAUGAAACUGGAAGGCCUAUGGUCUAUUCGUGUAGUUGGCCAGCUUAUCAAGACAAGCCAGACUACUCUUCCAUUGCAAAGCAUUGCAACUUGUGGCGGAAUUGGGAUGACAUCGACGACUCGUGGAGUUCCUUGACUAAAAUCAUGACGUGGUUCGCUGAACAUCAAGAUGAUUUUGUACAAUAUGCUGGACCGGGAAAUUGGAAUGAUCCUGACAUGCUCAUAAUAGGCAAUUAUGGAUUAUCUUUGGAUCAAGCGAAAGUUCAAAUGGCAGUGUGGUCGAUAUUAGCUGCACCGUUACUUAUGAGUGUUGAUUUAGCUAAAAUCAGACAAGAGUAUAAAGAUAUACUUCUAAAUAAAGAAAUUAUAGCAAUUGAUCAAGAUUCAUUGGCAAAGCAAGGUUUGCGAGUGUGGAAUAAAUCAAAAUGCGAGAUUUGGACCCGAGAGCUGUCAGAUGAAUCCUACGCAAUCGCAUUUGUGAGCCGGCGAGACGACGGCGCACCGUACUCUUUAAAAGUUUCCUUCGAGGAUAUGAAAAUUCCAAUGCAAUCAUAUAAAAUUCAGGAUCUUUAUAAAGAAGAAGAGGAGCGCAGUUUCGGACCGGAAGGUGACUUCGAGACGAGAAUUAAUCCGUCAGGUGUAAAGUUUUACAAGUUUAUUACGCAGAAAUCCAACAUGGUUAAA